CCGCAAAACACUCCCCCCCGCCCGCCCCCCGCCCGCAACUCGCUCCGCCCGGCUUUUUCUCGCUCGCUCGCUCGCGAUUCUUUUGCUCUUCCGCAAAUCCCUAGUCGAGAGUUAGGUUUCGUAACAGUACACGGAAGAUGUCGCCCUCUGAUUCUUCACGGGAGGAAUAUGUGUACAUGGCCAAGUUAGCUGAACAGGCUGAGCGGUACGAGGAGAUGGUGGAUUUCAUGGAGAAAGUUGCCAAGACUGUGGACGUCGAGGAGCUAACCGUUGAGGAACGUAACCUUUUGUCUGUGGCGUACAAGAAUGUGAUUGGGGCCAGGAGGGCAUCGUGGAGGAUCAUUUCUUCCAUUGAGCAGAAGGAAGAGAGCAGGGGUAACACCGAUCAUGUCUCGAUCAUUAAGGACUACAGGGGAAAGAUCGAGUCCGAGCUCAGCAAGAUCUGUGAAGGCAUUCUCAGCCUUCUUGAGUCGCAUCUCAUUCCUUCAGCCUCCUCUGCUGAGUCCAAGGUGUUUUACCUUAAGAUGAAAGGUGAUUACCACAGGUAUCUGGCAGAGUUUAAGACUGCGACUGAAAGGAAAGAAGCUGCCGAGAGCACUUUAUUGGCCUACAAAUCUGCUCAGGAUAUUGCUGGGGCCGAACUGGCUUCUACUCACCCAAUUAGGCUGGGACUUGCGCUGAACUUCUCUGUUUUCUACUAUGAAAUACUUAACUCUCCUGAUCGGGCUUGCGCUCUUGCAAAGCAGGCAUUUGAUGAGGCCAUCGCUGAGUUGGAUACGCUGGGCGAGGAAUCAUACAAGGACAGUACAUUGAUCAUGCAACUUCUUCGAGAUAACUUGACUCUGUGGACUUCUGAUCUCACGGAUGAAGCUGGGGAUGACAUUAAGGAAGCUUCGAAACUGGAGUCUGGAGAGGGGCAGCAAUGAUUUGCUAGGAUGAUGUCAGUACUUUAAUGAUAUUUUGCACCGUCGUAGAUGCCUUGUGGUUUGUCACAGUGAAGAUUAUUUAUGAACUGAGAGUGCUAUAAGUUGUUUCUCUAGUGUUCCUUGAUGAGAUUCGGGUUGGUCUUUAGAGUGUUCUAAUGGAUAUUACUAUCUCAAAUUGUCGGUUCCGUGUGCGCUCUUUCGUGCUGCCUAGUUUAAAUUGCACGGACCCGUUGCAUGUGAUUAUAGAUUUCUUUCUUUAUCAGUUAAUGCUAAGACAGUUCAAGGA
Messenger RNA from Eucalyptus grandis, 1212 nucleotides. RefSeq names its product 14-3-3-like protein GF14 psi. The transcript has 5 exons. The coding region runs from base 138 to 926 and encodes 262 amino acids. Gene Ontology annotation, biological process: signal transduction. Gene Ontology annotation, cellular component: cytoplasm. NCBI's taxonomy places the organism in Eukaryota, Viridiplantae, Streptophyta, Magnoliopsida, Myrtales, Myrtaceae. The record is from RefSeq and is a predicted model, not a curated record.